AAUCAGUGACGGUCUGGAAGGAAGGAAGGUAGGGAAAGUAAACAUUGUGUGGAUAAAAAAAUAGCGUGAAGGACUAAUCCGCUAGUCCAGGAGGUCCACGAAAUAGACUGUCCUCUCUCCUGGAUUACUGAAUUGUAAUAUCUUACGAAAAGGUGCCGAAGAACAAGAGCGUAAGAGAAAAGAAAAAGAACGAGUGAGGAGGAAUGAGGUAGCCCACGCGGCUGAGGCGGAGGUGGUGGCGACAGUAGCGGCGAGCCGCGAGCCACCGCCGCCGCCACGCUUCACCAUGCUGCACGCCGCGCUCGCCACGGCCACCUGCAUGCUCGCACUCGCCGCACUUAUCUUCACCAAAGCCUUUGGACCUCAAAACAUCGCGCACGCGAUAUUUUCGAAAGUGGGACUCGGACACAUAUUCCAGAGGACCGACGGAACGUCUGCCGGCGGGAAAAUGCACGGCGAUGCCAUGUACGUGGGGACAGCUCACGGUGGGGCAAGGCACGCCGGAGCAGCGCAUGGCGGGGCAACGCAUGGCGCGGCAGCGCAUGGCGGAGCAGCGCAUGGCGGAGCAGUGCAUGGCGCGGCAGCGCAUGGCGAGGCAGCGCAUGGCGGAGGCUCGCAUGGCGGGGGUUCGCAUGGCGGAGGCUCGCAUGGCGAGGGAUCGCAUGGCGGAGGAUCGCACGGCGGUGGAUCGCACGGCCGAACAACACAUGGCGGGGUUAUGGAUGACGGUACAAUGCGCGACGGGAUAACGGAAAACGGAGCGAUAGUGGACGGGAAAAAAGUAGACCAGAAAUUAUAUGACAAGCAUGUUAUCGACGGCAAAAUAAUGGUCGACGGGGAAAUGGUGGAUAUCGGCUCUGCAGCCGGCCUUGAAGCCUUGCGACGACUAGCGUCAGCGUGCCCAGUCAAACUUGAUCCGGCAAAGCGGAGGUGGCCUCUAGAGGGAGAAACAGAAGAAGGAAAAUAAGAACCAUCUCUCCAUACAAAACAAUAAUCAUGAAAUACAGGUUCUUGUGACAUAAAAUAAACAUUUAAUGUGG
Trichoplusia ni (cabbage looper) is the source of this 1040-nucleotide messenger RNA. Its product is annotated as glycine-rich cell wall structural protein 1-like. Lineage: Eukaryota; Metazoa; Arthropoda; Insecta; Lepidoptera; Noctuidae. The record is from RefSeq and is a predicted model, not a curated record. The transcript is spliced from 3 exons. The coding region runs from base 287 to 967 and encodes 226 amino acids.